Biomphalaria glabrata is the source of this 6486-nucleotide messenger RNA. RefSeq names its product AP-3 complex subunit delta-1-like. The coding region runs from base 128 to 3943 and encodes 1271 amino acids. The transcript is spliced from 33 exons. Gene Ontology annotation, cellular component: membrane coat; presynaptic endosome; endosome membrane. Gene Ontology annotation, biological process: protein targeting to vacuole; synaptic vesicle membrane organization; anterograde synaptic vesicle transport. NCBI's taxonomy places the organism in Eukaryota, Metazoa, Mollusca, Gastropoda, Planorbidae. The record is from RefSeq and is a predicted model, not a curated record.
GAUCACAUGACCAAAGAGAGCGGAAGACAUUUUGUCGGCUUGGUAAAACAGGCCGUAUAAAAAUAUUCCAUUCAAAUUUGGAAUUUAUUAUAGCAUUUUGUGAUGUCUUCUGUUUAGUCCUUCUAAAAUGGCGCUUAAGAAAGUGAAAGGGACUCUUGAGCGGGUUCUUGAUAAGAAUUUACAAGAUCUUGUUAGAGGGAUUAGGAAUCAUAAGGAAAAUGAGAGCAAAUACAUAGCAGAAUGUAUAGAUGAAAUCAAACAAGAACUCAAGCAAGAGAAUCUGGCCAUCAAAGCCAAUGCAGUGAACAAACUGACAUAUCUUCAAAUGUUGGGCUAUGACAUCAGUUGGGCUGCUUUCAAUAUAAUUGAAGUUAUGAGUUCCACCAAGUUUACAUUCAAGAGAAUAGGCUAUUUGGCAGCAGCACAGUCAUUCCAUGAAGGCACAGAUGUACUCAUGUUAACUACAAAUAUGAUAAGAAAGGAUAUGAGCAGUCAAAACAUGUAUGACUCUGGUGUUGCACUGAAUGGUCUAUCAUGUUUCAUCACUCCAGACUUGGCCAGAGAUUUGGCUAAUGACAUCAUGACUCUGAUGACCUCCUCCAGACCAUAUUUGAGGAAAAAGGCUGUGCUUAUUAUGUACAAAGUAUUUCUAAAAUUCCCAGAAGCUUUGCGGCCAGCAUUCCCAAGGUUGAAGGAAAAGUUAGAGGACCCUGAUCCUGGUGUGCAAUCUGCAGCUGUCAAUGUCAUCUGUGAACUAGCCAGGAAAAACCCACAAAAUUAUUUGUCUCUGGCACCACUCUUCUUCAAGUUAAUGACUACAUCAACUAACAAUUGGGUUCUUAUAAAGAUUAUAAAGUUGUUCAGUGCUCUGACUCCUUUAGAGCCCAGGCUGGGAAAAAAAUUGAUUGAACCGUUGACUAAUUUGAUUCACAGUACAUCAGCAAUGUCUCUGCUCUAUGAAUGUAUCAACACAGUAAUCGCUGUUCUCGUUUCUAUAUCUUCAGGCAUCCCAAAUCAUACAGCUUCCAUACAGCUCUGUGUUCAAAAGUUGCGCAUUUUGAUAGAAGAUUCAGAUCAGAAUCUAAAAUACUUGGGUUUGCUGGCAAUGUCCCGUAUUUUAGCGACACAUCCCAAAUCUGUUCAAGGACACAAAGAUUUGAUACUGCAGUGUCUUGAUGACAGAGAUGAAUCUAUUAGACUGAGAGCCCUAGACCUACUCUAUGGAAUGGUGUCCAAGAAAAACUUAAUGGAGAUUGUCAAAAAGCUGAUGGUCCAUAUGGACAAAGCAGAGGGCUCACAUUACAGAGAUGAACUUUUAUCCAAGACAGUAGAGAUUUGUAGUCAGUCCAAUUACCAAUACGUCACAAAUUUUGAAUGGUAUGUUAGCAUAUUGGUGGAGCUAACAAGAAUGGAGGGCACAAGGCAUGGUCGACUUAUAGCUAAUCAAAUGCUUGACGUAGCCAUAAGGGUUCAAGCUAUUCGACACUUUGCCGUAUCACAAAUGGCCAUCUUGCUAGACAAUUCACACAUACUUGCUAACAACUCUCAAAGAAAUGGUAUCUGUGAGGUUCUGCAUGCUGCUGCCUGGAUCUGUGGAGAAUUUUCAGAGCACUUGAACAAUCCCAAGGCCACUCUAGAAGCAAUGCUUAAACCAAAGAUCACAUCACUGCCUGGUCACAUCCAGUCCAUAUUUGUCCAAAACAUUCUCAAACUGUAUGGCAAGAUUCUGAAAGCUGCGGAGGCCAAGGAAGAUGAGACACUGAAAAAAGAAGUUCACGCUUUGCUGCAAGAGAAGUUGCCAGUUUUCAUUCAAAGUGGUGACCUAGAAGUGCAGGAAAGAGCCUGCAGCAUUCUUCAGAUAGUCAAGUACAUUGUCAAGCUGGAGGAGAAAGGAGCUGCAGUAGCAGAUGAGGUGGAAAGUCUAUAUGCUGGGGAGUUAAACCCAGUAGCACCCAAAGCUCAGAAGAAAGUACCUAUACCAGAAGGCCUAGAUUUAGAUAAAUGGAUUAAUGAGCCUGUGGAAGACAGCUCUGAUGAGGAAGUUGGUGGUACAGCUUUCUUCCUUGCAACAGAUGACCAGCAUAGGUCUUCUUAUCAAUAUGGUGAAGAUGUUAAAUCAGCUUAUGAACCUACAGAGGAAGAGAUUGAAAAGAGACGUGAAAUCAGGAAAUCUGAAGUGGAACACAAUCCCCACUACUUGAAAGAUGAUGGCAAGUCAAAGAAGAAGACUAGAACAGUGGACUCCAUGGAUACCAAGAACAUUCCAGUGGCAGAAAUUGAUCUCUCCAUACCACUACAUGUUCCAGGGCUGUCAUCAUCUGAUAAAUAUAUGAUGCUACAGCAGCAAGCUGAUCAAAGCAAGCGUGGAAAGAAAGACAAGAGUAAGAAGAAAAAGAAGAAAGGAAAAAAGAGUAAAAAUGUGGAGGAGUCAGAAGAUGAUGAAGUGCCCACUGUCCACUCUGUCAGCACAGUAGUGGAUGCUCCAGAGGGUGUUGAUGUCUCUGACAAUGAUGAUGACAAAAAAGGCUCAGAUGCUUACAAAGCUCUGGAUAUCAAUCUUGAUGAACCACUUCGUGCUGAUGAAAUACUUCCAGUCAGAACACAUCAUAUAGUGUUAGACUCUCCCAAAACUGAAGUGGUGCCUGAAAAAGAAAAAGUCAAAAAGAAGCACAAGAAAGAGAGAGAGAAAAAAGAUAAAAAAGGAAAGAAAGAUAAAAAGAAGCACAAAAAAUCUGAAACUAAAGACAAUGGGCCAUCAUUGUUAAUAACAGAGUCUAGCUACGUCCCUGAAAUAGUUAAAGACAUGGAUGUACCAGAAGAGAAUGCCAAGAAUGAAAUUAAAACUGUGAUAGAAGCUCCUACUAAAGAGAAUGGUGAUGACUUAAACUUCUGGUUAUCCAAUGACACCCCUAAUGGUCCAUCCAAAGAAUCACCAGCUCAUUUAAAUGGUCCCACUGAAAAUGCAACAAUUUCUCCAUCCAAACCUAAGAUAGCUGUAGAAAAUGUGAUUUUGACAUCUGAAGAAGAAGAUGAACAUAUAGAAGAGAAGCCCAAAAAGAAAGAGAAAAAAUCAAAAAAAGGCAAAGUCAAAGAGAAGAAGAAGAAAGAGAAGAAGAAGUUAAAAGAUAGACGUAGUGAAUAUGAAGAGGCAGAUGGAACAACUACACCUUCUAAAGAAGCCAUUAGUCUAUCUCAACUACCCACACCUAAUGAUGUCAAACUACCACCAAUGACCAGUUACCUCCCACUAGCAGAAAAUAAAGCCAUCAAGUUGACAUAUGAGACUCGCAUCAACCACCAGAGAAGUGACCAGAUUGUUGUGUCAGUAGUGUUCACUAACUUGACUACAGACACUAUUAAAGAUUUGGAAUUUAGUGUGCUGGACACUCUUAACAUUCGGCUUAUCAGAGGGAUAGGCCAAAAGUCACAUGAUGCUGUCAAAGUUCCUUUCGUUCUUUUACCUGAAGCCCAGAAUGAAGGACAGUUUGCCUUCUUAAUAGACAAAAUCACAAUGCCUCAAAAGUUGAGAGGAACACUGACCUACAUAUUAAAGUCAGGUGAUGGCUCCACACAAGACAAAGUGGAUUUCAAAAUCAAUCUUCCCUGUAGUACUUACCUAGUGAGCACCUCUAGUACCAGUGACAAUUUUGCAUCACUGCUCAGUAGUGGGGAGAUAACUGAAAAGGCUUCACUUAAAUUUACCCCUUCAGACACCCAGUUGUCUCAUAUGUUAGCAAAAACAUGUUUCUUCCUGCAUUUCACUGUUGUAGAACAAGUAGAAAACAGUGCCUCGCUCUACAGCCGCUCAAUUCAAGGACAUCCAGUCUGCUUACUAGUCAAAUAUACUGAUGGCAGCCUGAGUGUAGAAGGCAAGAGUUCCGACCAGUCAUUCCUGUCUAAUAUCUUAGACGAUUUGAAAGCUUUGUUGAGCCAAUCCUCCUAACAUCAGCCCUCACCCAGCUGCUCAUCUGUGAUACUAGAUAGAGGAGUGCACACUAAGCAACUAUUGCUAAUAGUUAAUGUACACUUAUCUUGUUUGUGUAGUUCUAAAAAGUGAAGUGCAGCCAGAAAGGAGGGGGGGGGGCACCAUGAACAACUUUUUUUCUGUUUUGGCUUUGUCUUAAUAACUUAAGCAUUCCUGUUUGAGUAUAUAAAUACUCUGUAGUGUUGUCUGGUCUGUAUCCUGUACUGUUGUCAGACUGUGCAGUCUUGUGGAGCUGUGGUUACAUUAUAAAGUCUCAUUCUGAUAACAUUUCUUUGUCAAACUGUGCACAAGUUUCUAUGCAACAGUAGAACACUGUCAUGUCGGCCAAAAAAAGGUUCCUAUUGACUAGCUUAUAAAUGAUCCCUCACCAAAACAAAACAUGUAUAUUUAAGUCUGAGUUAGUAUGUGAUAAGAUUACAUUCUUAAAUAGUGUCUGGUAUUAUUAGUGACUUCAUAACUCUUCAUGUUUCAGUGGUUGUCCUUUUGUUCAGAUCUACUGAGACUUAACUCUCAUCAACCAUAUUUAACUUGCUACAUUCAAUUCAUAGAUGAUCCUAUGUAUUGCUCUCAGAGACCAGCCUAUUCAUUAUUGGUAUAUUUAAUAGUUUUUGGCUAAAAUGUGUGUGUUAUGUCUUGUUAGUGAAUACUCUCUUUUUGAGCAUAUAGAUUUAUCCACAUAUUAGUUUCAAAAUAAGAAAAUUUAUUUCGUUUAUUUUAUAAAAAUUUGAGUUAAUUUUUAAAUAGGUUAGUUGUUGUUGUUUUGUUCUAAGAUGAAAAGAUUUGAGUGUCAUUGAAAUGAGCUGUAGUUCAACUUCAUCAUCAUUCACUGGAGGAGUGUGCUCAGGUUGAAACAAACAAACAAAAAGAAUAUAUAUGUAUUAUAUUUACAGCAUGAGAGUCUGAACACAGCUUUUUCUUCAGGCUGUCACUUUUGUUUCAUUUCCAUAUUUGCUUCUAUCAGAAUUGUAGUAGUUGACCUAGCUCAAACUGUAUACAUAUAGUGAGAAACUUGUCUCCCUUUAGAGUUGGGCUUUUGUAAUGCUUUCUUGUUUCCCACACUCCUAAUCUUGCCACAGUGUUAAGUUAGUUGACAGUGUAGUGUAGGUCUUGGUUUACAUAAUCAGCUAUCAGUAUUGUUUAGCCAGCUUUCCUUUUGAAGUAGCUCCACUUGUUUGUAAUAAGGCUAUGAAGUUAUUACCAGAUUUGACUAUAUUGGAUGGCUUCUCAAUUUGUCUUACACUGUAAUGCAUCGAUCACACUUUCAAAUAUUUUUUUUGUUCUCUUAGAGAAAUGUUUUGUGUUUAUUCUAAGUUAAUCUCUCUGUUUAACUUCCUAUGUUCACUUUCUAUUCAACCAUGUUGGGUCUUCCUGAGUUCUUGUGGUCUAAUUUUUUUUCUUCAUCAUUCAGGCCAAUCAGAUUUUUUUUUUAAUGCUUGUAACUUGUACACAAUAGAGAUUUUUUACAAUUUUGUGUAUCGUUGGUGAAUUCUUGUUCUUUAUUUGUGUGACUGCAUUAUCUAGUUAGAUUUGACAUUGUUCCUCAUGGUUGUGAAUAAGGAUUCAAAAGAGAACCUGUAUUGGAAAAUAAAUAUAAUAUGUAGGUCUGUCUGUGGGGAAGAUUCACAUUUCUGAUGGUGUUGCUACUAGAACCUUUUGAUGGAAGAUAAGUCAUAUAAAACCUCAGGUCUUUGCCAUAUAACUAUCUGUCUGUUAGAUAUAACAGACUUUAAAGAUGUGAAUAUUUGCUUCUGUGUUUCUUUAUUUUAACAUUUUUAAAUGCUAAUGGUUACAAUGUAUAGGUCAAGUUUUUUUUUAUUAUUACAAUAUUAAUUCAACUAAAAUAAUUGUUUUCAUGGGAAAGCACAGUUCUUAGCUGUUGUUGCAUUUGUUACUCUAGCGUUUGUUUGUUGUUUUUUUCUCUGUGUGUGUUUGAAAGCAACAAAUCACAAUGAUUACUUCUUGAUAAUGAAUGAUCAGUCUCUCCCUCUGUGCAAUGGGUUCUUUGCACUAGGUCCUUACUUCUUGAUAAUGAAUGAUCAGUCUCUCCCUCUGUGCAAUGGGUUCUUUGCACUAGGUCCUUACUUCUUGAUAAUGAAUGAUCAGUCUCUCUCUCAGUGCAAUAGGUUCUUUGCACUAGGUGCCAACCUACAAUGGCUAGUGCUUAUGAAACCAGAAAUGUCAGAGCAUUAUUUUACACUUGCAUUGACUUUGUACUUUUGCCUGUCAGAAUUUAUUUUUUAUGUGUGCUGUUUCAAGUUCAUUGUAAUGUGUUUGAAACAAAAAGUUGUAUUGUUAAUUCAUUGGAAAAUAGACUGAGCUGUGUCUAUAUAUAUUAUAUAUAUAUAUAAAUAAGAAUCCUAUUGUUUACAUAUAUUUAUCACUAUCAAUGUUGUAUUGAAUCUGUCCAGUUGAAAUAAUCAGCUAUGCUUGAAAUUAAACAUUUGAGUACAUAUGUACAUUGGAAUCAUUCAGACAAAAAAAAUAAAAAUGUACAAACUGAA